AAAGGAAUAGACUACACGCCUUGUAACACUCAUAAACCUGCAUUUAGUUGAGCUAGUCAUCUGAAACUUCUUGUGGAGUUGCACCAUGGAUGCUUAUUUUAAUGUGCCAUGAAACAAGGCAGAAUUUUUGCCGACAGAAAAGUAAUGCAAUAUUAUGGGGAUGGGUGUCAUUUUUAUGUGUCACCCUGUAGAUCAAGGUUAUUUCUAUUUACACCCAUUCUUUUUGAGAAGGUUUAGAAAAGUAAUAAAUAAUACUAAUACCUGUUACUGACAAGGUCUAGAAAUUAACUUAUGUUUAUAGCAUUUAUUUUGAAAGACCUUGAACUACAUAAAACUGGAGCUUAACAUACAUAUAGCACUAUAGAAGUAAAAAUGGAGCGGAAAAGUACAUGUAUACAUCAAUCAUCAAAGCAUAUUGUGAUGAGAUAUAACUCUACUAGUUGUUACUGCAACACAGGCAAAAUAAACAGUGUAUAACCAAAAACAGAACAACCCCGAUGAACCAUGGAAAUUAGACUGUCAUUACUUAUACUGCUUAUUGUGCCAUCGGCCCUGGCCAUGAAGGUACUUCUAAUUCCUGCCCAGGUGCCCAGUCAUCUGCUUUACUUCACCCCUCUUGGGGAGGAGCUCCUCGAACAAGGACACCAGGUCGGGUUAGUAGUAUCCCCACACUUACUCAACAGAGUGCCCAAAGGGAGCAAAGGAUCCAGCAUGACAACGCAUAUAAUCCCAACCAAUAAAACGGACAAGGAGAUAACAGAAGUACUCAUAGAACUGGGGCAGAUACAAGCAAAAGGAAAAAGCCUCUUGAAAAUCCUCCCACUCAUGAAAGCUUUUAUUGAUGUAACAAGUGAAACUGUAUGUGCUUUGCUUGAUAAUGAAGGGGCAGUGGAAUCACUCAAAAAGGAAAAGUAUGACAUUGCGGUAGUGGAUGGAACUCCAUUUUUAGAUAGUCUUUAUAUCAUACCAUACAUGCUGGAUAUCCCAUUCUGUUCUCUCGCCACUGCUAAUUUCAACUAUUUGAUGGGUGCCCCAGCUCUGCCAUCAUUUGUGCCAAGUACGGGCACAUUAUAUACAGACAGGAUGACAUUUUUACAACGAAUUUCAAACUUCUUGGCCACAAUCAUAGGAGAGCAGAUACUUACAAAUAGUUUGGACGAAGCUGCAGGCAACGCACUCAUAAAGAAAUAUGCUCCCAACCGACCUGCAAUAUAUCUUGAGCUAAAACGCAAGACACUACUCUGGAUGAUUAACCAAGAUAACCUGCUUGAAUUCCAUGUCCCAUUGAUGGAGAAUGCCAUCCAAGUUGGAGGCUUGUCAAUAAUGCCCAACAAGCCUUUACCUUCAGAGCUUGAAGACUUUAUAACGAAAACUAACAGCAAUGUCAUAUUAGUAUCAUUCGGAUCAAAAUCAGAUAUUUUAGAUCCCGAAAUGAUAGCUAAACUCAUUUUUGUUUUCAAAGCAGUAAAAGAAAGUGUGAUAUGGAAAUAUGACGGAUAUUUCAGUGAUUUACCAUCUCGUAUCAAAAUAUUGAAAUGGAUUCCUCAAAACGAUGUCCUGGCCCAUCCUAAGGUGAAACUGUUCAUGACUCACUGUGGUAACAAUGGGCAAUAUGAAGCACUGUACAAUGGAGUCCCCAUGCUUGGAUUACCACUGUUUGCGGACCAACCACACAAUGCCAUCAGAAUGCAAAGUAAAGGAUAUGGGAUUGCGAUGAAUGUACAUGAUUUAACUGCUGACCAGCUUUUACAUAACAUCAACGAAAUUCUAGCUAACAGUACAUACAGAGAUAACAUCCAAAAGGCUUCAAAGAUAUUCAGAUCAAGGAAGAGCCCCAGAAAGAGAGCUUUUGAGGCAUUAGAACAUGUAGCAAUGUUUGGAGGGGAACAUUUGAGACCGAGUUCAGUUGAUAUGCCUUUCUGGCAACUCUGGAUGAUUGACAUCUAUGUUUUCCUGAUCUUAAUUAUGUCAGUUAUCCUCGUCAUUUUGAAGAAUGUUAUAUUGUUUGUAUGUAGAUUUGUGAAAAGCAGGUUCAUGACUAAAAGAAAAGUAGACUGA
Messenger RNA from Owenia fusiformis, 2058 nucleotides. The record is from the annotation of a GenBank genome assembly. Lineage: Eukaryota; Metazoa; Annelida; Polychaeta; Sabellida; Oweniidae.